Messenger RNA from Alligator sinensis (Chinese alligator), 4273 nucleotides. It is a transcript of the gene IP6K3, whose product is annotated as inositol hexakisphosphate kinase 3. Gene Ontology annotation, cellular component: nucleus; cytoplasm. Gene Ontology annotation, molecular function: inositol hexakisphosphate kinase activity. The transcript has 6 exons. The coding region runs from base 1910 to 3157 and encodes 415 amino acids. NCBI's taxonomy places the organism in Eukaryota, Metazoa, Chordata, Crocodylia, Alligatoridae. The record is from RefSeq and is a predicted model, not a curated record. Gene Ontology annotation, biological process: inositol phosphate biosynthetic process; phosphatidylinositol phosphate biosynthetic process.
CCAGUAUUCAUUCUCCGGAGGGGGGAGGCCGUGAACAAGCUGCUCCUUCAUGCAGAUGGGCUUUGCAGGGCCAAAUUCAUACCUGAUGUAACUCCAUCCUGAUGUCUACCCAGGCCUUGACUUACUCCUGCAAGGGGCUCUCCCUGCCUCAGUGGAAACAGCCCCUUCCAGGGGAGAACCUGUGGCAGGGGAAGUCUUCUCCUGUUAAGCUGCCUUGCAGCAGAUCCUGAAGUGACUGUGCCACUUUAUUGGAGAUUUGGGAGGGAUCUCCGAGUGCUUUAAGCCCCUAACACCUGUCAAAGGAGACCUUGAUCAUGGGAGAUGGGGAACCAUAUUGGCAAUACACAGGGAAGUGAGCAAAGAUUCUGCUGUCAGGCCAAGGCAUUGCUAAUUAAAACAGAUGUGGGUAGGAGGAAGCUUGUAUCUAACUAGCAGGCUUCUUCCUUCUCAUGUUAUUCACCAGCAUAUCACUGGAUUGAUUUUAUUUUUAAAUAGCUUCCAUUGCAUGCCCUGAAAAAUGGUGUCCUUAUGAGGAUGCAGAGGAAGUCUUCAGCAUGAAGAGAGAGAAAGACCUGCCAUAAACCAGCACAUUAUCUAACUGCUUUUGGGCUUGCCCCAGCCUACAACUGCCAUUAACUGGGUUCAGUGAGCCUGGCACAUACGAAGUGGAAUUCAUCCCUGGAGAGAGGAUCAGUAUGAGGCCUUGACCCUUCUCUUCAGGGCUCAUAUAGGACCUGUGCUGCUCUCGGGGUGACUUUUAGGCUUUAGGGCAGGGCUCAUGGCAUCCUCUGCAUGUGUUCUCCCAUCACACUUGGGGCUGCUGUUCUUGCCUAUCUGGAACGGGAACAGAUCCUAUCAGAUACCAACCCCAACACAUACAGGAUGGGGGUUUUUUUGCAUAUGUGUGUGUUGUAUCUAACUGCUUAGUCUAAAGCCAAAUCCUGCUUCUAUUGAAAUCUAUGGCAAAUCUCCCAGAAUCAGCCCUUUGGAGAAAUGACUGUGGUAGCUAUGGAUUUUUUUAGGUUUUACUGACACACGGAGCGUGUCUUGGUAGGUGAAGUGUGGAAAGCUGGGGGUUAGGAGGGGGUGUGAUUUGGAGCUGAUGUUGUUUAUGAUCUUAGCAGAACAGAUUGUUAGGUUCAAUGUCAAUGCAGAUCAUCGAGCAUCCUAUCUCAGGCUCCUUUAGGAAGGGCGAGGGAUCCUAAUGCCCAAAUGGUAACCAGUGAGGAAUGUCCUCAUCUGAAGUUUCCUUAAGGAAAAGGGAGAGGGUGGAGAUGGACUCUACUGUCAGUGGGGAGGGAAGGUCUGGGAAGUGGGGUGCUAUCAGAGAACAGAGGCCUUCACUGAUAACCUUGCUGGCAGGGAAUGCCUUGGACCCCCUUGAGGAAAGACUGAAAACUUCAUCAACAGUUUCAUGUUUGGCAGGUGGAAGUUACCUUCACUUGGGGGCUUCAGGCCAGGAAAGGAGCAUCAUAUCAGUAACUUGAUGUUAGCUGGCAGAAGGAAUGCCCUGAUCUAGCUGGUCUUAGACAGUUGCAUUAACCUGAUACUCUCUUGGAUUGUCCUUCUUUACUGCUUUUGGCCCUAUCCAGAUCUAAAUUGGGCCUUGUUUGGAAUGUGCAUCUCAAGCCUUGGCUCCCAGCCAGGACUUGUGCAUGUAUGGAUCUCGCCCUACAAGCGUGCAACCUACACGUGCCUUCAAGUGAUGUCCUCAAAGGCAAGCCAAGAAGUCAGAAGACAUUUGCACUAAGAGCAGCCACGAUCUGGGUUCAGUGUCCACCCACGCACUGCUGACAUCUUUCAACCCAUCUUUGGAUCUCUGCCCGCUUUAAGCAAGAGGGUGUUUCCUUUAUAGACAACCUUGUAGCUUUUCUCCAAGUUGGACUUGGACCACGAGCCUCUGAGCCUCAUGGUGGGGCCUGUGCCCAACCCAGAUGCUGGGGACACCAGGAAGGUGGUGCUGCUGGAGCCGUUCAUCCAUCAGGUCGGGGGCCACAUGAGCAUGAUGAAAUACGAUGAGCACACAGUCUGCAAGCCCCUCAUCUCCCAGGAGCAGUGGUUCUACGAGUCGCUGCCCACCGCCAUGAAGCAGUUCACCCCUCAGUACAAAGGUAUCAUUUCUGUGUGUCUCCGAAAGGACAACAUGGGCAACCUGAGCCUGAUAGCCAGCCCCAGCCUGCAAACUGAGACUUGCCACUCCUUGGAUAAUGCCGUCAAGGAGACUUCAGUCACAAUAUGGCACAAGUGGACAAGUAGCAGCAGUGGCAGUGACCACGUGCUUGUCAAGUGGGGUCACAACCAGCUUGCCAAGACCAUCAAAGACAGCUGCCCAGGGAAGAUGCUAUUGAGGACAGAUCUUCAGUAUCAUACAGGCGUUGCUUCACUCAUGGAAGAUGCAAAUGGAAACCAGCCAGAAAGAAACAGCUAUAACCCCUGGGGACUUCACUGCCACCAACAGCACCUGAACCGCAUGUCCUCCAAAUAUAAUGAGAAUAAACUUCAUCAGUUUCUCUUGCUUGAAAAUGUGGUGUCAACGUAUAAAUACCCUUGCAUUCUGGACUUAAAAAUGGGCACCAGGCAGCAUGGGGAUGACGCCUCAGAGGAGAAGAAAGCCCGCCACAUAAAGAAGUGUGAGCAGAGCACUUCUGGGUCGCUGGGAGUUCGCAUUUGUGGGAUGCAGGUUUACCAAGCUCACACGGGCCAAUUUUUUUGCAAAGAUAAGUAUUAUGGAAGGAAACUCUCCCCUGAAGGCUUCAGGCAAGCCCUCCACCAGUUCCUUCACAAUGGGAACCACCUCAGAACAGACCUGCUGGAGCCCAUCGUGUUGCAGCUGAAGGCUUUGCUUCUGGUCAUUAAAAAGCAGACUUCCUAUCGCUUCUACUCCAGCUCGCUUCUCAUCAUCUACGACGGGCAAGAACAUAAGGAGAACGGAGCCACUUUGGACAACUAUCCUCAAGGGAGCUUCCAGAACAUAAACUGCACCGCGUCCCAUGGGAGCAGCCACGCCAAAGUUGACAUUCGCAUGAUAGACUUUGCUCACACCACGUACAAAGGCUCAAAGUGCAAUCACACCACCUAUGACGGGCCGGACCAUGGCUAUAUUUUCGGUCUGGAAAAUCUCAUCAAAAUUCUGCAGAAUAUUUCAGAGGGAAAAUGACACAUGCUGUGAGACACCAAAGACAUUGCGGUGGCAGACAGCGCAGAACAGGACUUGCCUAUGCAUUGUGUCCAUUCUACAGAACUCCUCACCGCUUCCGAACAUCUCGCGCGCUGCUGGGAAUGAGAGCAUGGACAGCUUGCUAGGAAAGUGAAGAAAAUGCUAGAUGUGCCGUUACUGAAGCCAGGUGUAAAAGCAAAGGACUGAAAAGAAUCUGUAGUGUUUGUGAUAUUUCAGAAGAUUUAUUUUCCUUUCUUGUUUUACCGCUGUCCUUGAUUUGUUUGAGAGCCAGAAGAAAGAAAUACUUGAAAGAGUCUUAAGGACAAUAUCAGACCUACUGCCUCUGUACGCACUUGUGAAGCCAAAGGGACUAAGCAGAUACCGUGCGCUUGAGAGAGAGGCUCUUAUGAGCUGGCAGGUCUUAACAAGUUGAAGAAUUACUUUUAACUCAAGCUCAAUGUGAUGGGCCAAGGACAUUCAGCGACAUGAGCAGAAGACGAAAGCGCUCCCUGAUGCUCGCUCUCCAAACCUUUGGCAUUGUCUGCAGUGCUGUAGGAAAUCGGGAGCAUAGUGCUGACAUAUAUGGUGCUAUGUAAGAUCAAAAAGAAGCGCCAAACGUUCAAGAGGUCCCUGCUGUAAAGUACUUAAAGUCAAAAGGCGUGGAUAGGUAUGCUCCAAAACACAAUCUCCAUUCAGUGAGAGCUUAAUAUCCACUCACGCAAUAAAAGGACAGUCUUCAGGAAGAGAUGGACUGGAGCUGGAUGUAUCAAAGAGUGUUGAUUGCGGCAGAUAUCGGUGGCGACAAGAUUCACAUCAAGGCAUUUUAGCUUCAAAGAGAGCGUGUGACUGAGUCAAGAGCUAGAAAAAUAGGGUCAUCUAGAACUUUUUUUGUAAAACUGUUUUGUGUGUGUGUUUAGAGGAGAGGAAAUUGGGAAAACUUGACAAUGUGUUUACAGUAGUCAUGGACUGAUUUAACUAUGGAACAACUAAUACAACUUAAUUCCUUCCUGCGCAGUGUGGGAAACUUGUUAGAGAUGUCUAUGAGUCAAGAAUACAGCCCCAAAGCCCGAUAACUGGGGAGUUGGUGUAUAAAUAAAAUUGUCUAGGUCACUGUCA